Mytilinidion resinicola is the source of this 1569-nucleotide messenger RNA. RefSeq lists its product as uncharacterized. The record is from RefSeq and is a predicted model, not a curated record. Gene Ontology annotation, biological process: regulation of transcription by RNA polymerase II. The coding region runs from base 201 to 1307 and encodes 368 amino acids. Gene Ontology annotation, cellular component: CCAAT-binding factor complex. NCBI's taxonomy places the organism in Eukaryota, Fungi, Ascomycota, Dothideomycetes, Mytilinidiales, Mytilinidiaceae. Gene Ontology annotation, molecular function: RNA polymerase II cis-regulatory region sequence-specific DNA binding; DNA-binding transcription factor activity, RNA polymerase II-specific. The transcript is spliced from 2 exons.
CCUCCUCCCAUUCCCAUACUCGGACGUGACUCGCUGACGCGACAUCACUGCUGGCGGCCGUCUAGACCAAGCGAGCAAGACCUGUCUGUGCUCUGUAGUGGCGUUUCUGGGGUAAUACCUAGUGGCACGACUCUCACGUCGCGUACAUCAAGCUUGUCUUUGUGCCCUCUCAGGUAUCUUGUACCUAGGAGACCGCAGACAUGACCGACUACGCGCAGUACCAGCAACCGCACCAUGGCCAUGCGCCAGCACACCUCCAGAACUACGGCGGGGCACCACAGAAUCCUUCGGGCAACGCGUCAAUAACAUCGCCAAACCAACAGACGCAGAUGCACCCCCAGUACCAACAAACCUCACCAAUACUUCCAUCGCAGGGCUACAAUCAAGGUGGCCCUCCGAAUGCGCAACACCAAGCCCACCAGCAGAUGGGCUACCCCCAGAAUUAUGGCGUUCCUCCCGGGAUGCAUCAGCAGUAUGGGAUAUCACCGACACAAGCAGCAGCAAUGGCAACUGCGGCUGCUGUAGGUCCGGACUAUUACAAUCAAGCAGGCCUUGGGGGCCAGCUUGCACAAGAUCCACGCGCGUCGCCGCGGAUGGCUGGGACUCAGAUCAAGACGGACGGCCGUGUUGCUCCGCGAUCGCCAACCUCAGCCUCAGGCGCCAUGAGCGUCGGUGGUAUGCCAUCUCAAGUACAGAUGCCUCCAGGCCAGGCAAUACCGCAGCGGAGGAUGAGCACUCAAAUCACCAGCCCGGCCAUGCAGCAUCCGCAGCCCGUCAUGAACCACGCCGCAAGACCCUCCGUGCCACCCAUGUCACAAGCUCCGGCCCAACAUCAACAAUCACCGGAGCUCGUGGCCGGCGCUGCGGAAGAGGCUCCGCUCUACGUCAAUGCGAAACAAUUCCAUCGCAUCCUUAAGCGACGCUUGGCCCGUCAGAAGCUCGAGGACGCCCUCCGCUUGACGUCGAAAGGACGAAAACCAUACCUCCACGAGUCACGCCACAAUCAUGCGAUGCGGCGACCGCGUGGUCCUGGUGGCCGCUUCUUGACUGCCGAUGAAGUUGCAGCCAUGGAUGCUGCCGCUAAGGGUGUCGGAGGCGAGGCCGACGACGGCGGUGACAAGGAAAACCUAAACACCCCCGCCAAAGCCACACAGGCCCAAGUAAGCUCCGGCUCCAAGCGGAAAGCUGCACCUUCAAAGAGCACACCAUCUGCGAAGAAAGUCAAGACUGGCCUACCGGUGCAACGGCCCAGCACGAGCGAGGAUAGUGAAGAGGACGACGACGACGAUGCCGACGACGACGGCUGAGCGUCGAUAGCCCCAAUCAUUUUUAAACUGGUUUUGAAGAACUUCGGAGGCACCCUAUCUUUUAAUCCCUGGUUUUUUUCCUUUCUUCGAAUCUGCUCUCUUGAUGAUUUACGAAGCAAGCGACUCCUUUUUUGUGAUUUUUAUGGAACCUUUACUUGUUUCGAGUCGAGGCAUCUCUCUGCACUGCACCCAAGAAAUUGAAAUUGCGUGGUGGUAUGGAACAUAGGAAAUGGGAAAUGGCAUCACGGGGCAAGGCAGGGCG